AUGACCGCAGCAGACAACAACUACCCGGAGAGCAUAUCAAGGAUAUGUGGCGAGCUCCAGAACUUGUCGACACAGAUGCUCGAGCUGCGCAGGACAGAGCCAAGAUUCCCAACUCCAGCUGAAGCAGCGCCAUCAGAGGCACGCGACGACACUGCGAUGGAUGUCGAUCAGGUUAAGAAGCCAGUUUUUGAUUUCGACCCUACACUCCAGAAGAAACUGCACGAAGGCGUUGUAGAAGGACACCGCAACCUGGCUCUCCUCAAGAGCCUGAACCGACAGAUCCACCAACAAGGGCGCAACCUCAGGAACGAGUUGACAGAGCAGAAAUUGAGCGUUGGCAAAGUUGAUCUGGGCUUUCAGAACAUCAAAUAUCAGCGCAAAUAUCUCAUGAACGAGAUCGCACGCUGUCACGACAUGGAGACGUUUUACCAGGAUGUGCCAUUGGUGACAAUGGACGAGUUUAGGCAAGUGGCACCAGAGAGCCUCACAAACACGACGAGCGACCAUCAACUCAUGCUGAAUCGACUCCAGUUUGAACUUGAGGAGCGGAAGCGAUAUGAUGCAGAGAAGAGGCGACUCUUGGCGGUCAAAGUCCAGCUGACAAAAGCUAACAAGGCUCGCAAGGCCCAACUUAACAGGGUCGAGACGCAACUGGAGGCUUAUAUCCAAUCCAGUCAGUCUCUUCAGGAUCUCUUCCAGGAACCCGUCGAGCCUAUUCGCUCGCAUCACGAUAUCCUUAACGUCGACGGAGCAGGAUCGGCUUCUAACAACGGCGAGGCUAACGGUGUAAACAAAACAGGAGGGGCACUGGGAAUAACUGGCGGUGUGGCGUCUCCCAUGGUGAGCUCGCCAGCUCACUCUCAGCAGGAGGUGGUCGCAGCCGAUGUCGGGUUAGUGGCGCCAUUGCGUGUCGGAACAACAGAGUUAUUGAAGAGGAACGAUAUCGCCCAACUGUUGCCUCAGCCGCUUUAUGUGCUCUUCCGUCAGGCUUGUGCAUUCUCUGCUACCUUCGGAGAUGAGGUUCGUGCCGAGAUUCAGGGAGAUAUUGCGGCGGCUCAAGUGGAGGCAGGAGUUCAUGCGGCGGCAAAACAGGCUGCCUCGUUACCCAAGAACAACAACCAGAAUGACAUGGCUCGCGCAGGAGAUGUUGCAGGGGCUUUCAAUGCUGAUUCGCCAAUGUUGCAGAAGGAUGGUCAGGCAGAGGAUGAAGAUGUGCGCGAGAAGGAGCGAAGAGGAUCCGAGUCUGAAACCCAAAACCAAUACGAGAAGUUCCCCUUGGAAGUUAUCAUCAAGAUCAAGAAGGACGCAUUGGUUUCUUCGCAUACGAUUGCACACCUUCGGUUCACAUACCUCAUGCGUCUUGGGAUUGUGGUAGUCGCGGUGGACUCUGCUCCUGGUAUUUUGAAACUGGACCCUUCACUUCUUUUGCAAGAAUUAUUCCCCAAAGACUAUGGCGAGAUCUGUCCCAACCCCGAGGCAGCCUUCUUGGGCCUGACGGCCUUUGAUACUCUGGUCUCUGGCGAUGGGAGCGUUGGCGAGCAAGGAUCCGAUCUGCAGAUGGAUGUCAAAAAGUCAGGAGGAUAUGCCUACCGCUGGGCACAGGAGCUUUGCGGUCUCGAGUUUCUGGGACCUCUUUCACAAGGAUGGGGACCUGUUUCGGGCACGGAGCUGGAGAAUUUAGCGGUGGAUGAUAUGGCGUCAUUCUCUCAGGCUGUGCUUUCUGGACAUGGAAAUAGGAGAGCGUUCUUAAGCCAGGUGAUUCGCAUGAUUCGGAACCGUCGUAGGGCGUGGAAGUCGCUUGAGAGACAGCUGGAGGACCUGGAUAGGGGUGUGAUCCCCAGCCUGAAGGGUAGAGCUCUGGAGUUUGCUCUGGGUAUGGCUCAACCCGUAGGUAAUGCUCGUCACAAGGUCACGAUCUCUAAAUGGCAGACGACGGAUGAUACUUCCUCGAAGGGAUCGACCAUGUACAAGGUGCAGUUGGUCAUGCCAGACCCACUGAUAUCCUCCACCAGGAGCACUGUCACGGCCAAGGUGAUUGUUGUUGAGGCUACUGUCGAGAUUGCACUUUCUUAUGUCGAGCGUGUGCCAAAGUGGGAGUUGAAGCCUGGUCCUGGGUUCCCGAGCACUAUGAGGACGACGAGCAGCAAUAUUGGUGGUGCCAACGGCGGUGGCGAGGAUAACGAGUCAGGAGCUAUGUUGGUCGAUGAUGGAGGGGUCGCCUCUAAUACUGCCUCUCCAGCUCUCCCCAAAGGAAGCCAGGAAGAUGAGAUCAAGGACCGAUCACCGUUCCUGGAUUCAUUGAUGUACACUGUGAACAACGAGCUUCCAGCGGCAUUGUACGGAGCAGAGCCUGGCGAGAGGAACAUGUUGCUCUCUGUGCAGUUGACGCGAAUUGUUACCGACUUGUCGACUGUUCUCGAGACCGUCUCCUACUAA
Molecule: messenger RNA, 2436 nt
Organism: Linnemannia hyalina
Lineage: Eukaryota; Fungi; Mortierellomycota; Mortierellomycetes; Mortierellales; Mortierellaceae
Source: the annotation of a GenBank genome assembly